Messenger RNA from Rangifer tarandus platyrhynchus (Svalbard reindeer), 399 nucleotides. Lineage: Eukaryota; Metazoa; Chordata; Mammalia; Artiodactyla; Cervidae. The record is from the annotation of a GenBank genome assembly.
AUGCCGCCAGCUCUGCUCACAGCGUCCAAAUUAACACACGAGUCAAUAAACCCGACCUUUUUUUUUAAUUUUUGUUUUGUUUCCACUUUUCCCUCCCAUUUGCCUACUUAUUCUCUUCUUCUUUCUCGGCUUGUUUUCCUGUAUCCUCACAAGUCCGUGAAUGCUCAAGCUGCUUUUCCUGGGGCUUGUCUGGUUCUUCCAAGUUGCCCUGUGGAGAGUCCAACGCCGGGCGACAGGCACCCUCAAGACGCCUGCGACGCAGCCGUGUCUGGCACCUUUUGGGCUCUCACAGGACCUGAAGUGCCAGCAAAGUAUCGGGACAGGAGGGACCUCGAAUCCCACACAUCCUCCCUGGAGCAUGGCGGCCAGUCUCUGGAGGAGAACGUGGGCCCAUUCUGA